GUUCCUAGCUUAGUUUUCAUUUGUCACUUUCCUAUUUUUUCAGAUGUGACUUUCCAGCCCACACCUGCUCUGACAUACCGUACCACAGGGGGAAUUCUGGAUUUUUAUGUGUUCUUGGGGCCAACUCCAGAACUUGUCACUCAACAGUACAUAGAGGUGAUUGGCCGACCCGUGAUGGUACCUUACUGGUCCCUGGGGUUCCAGCUGUGUCGCUAUGGAUAUGAGAAUGAUUCUGAGAUUUCCAGCUUGUAUGAUGAGAUGGUGGCUGCCCAGAUCCCCUAUGUAUGUCUCAGUAUUGGUGCACUGGCUCUAUGA
Marmota flaviventris (yellow-bellied marmot) is the source of this 315-nucleotide messenger RNA. NCBI's taxonomy places the organism in Eukaryota, Metazoa, Chordata, Mammalia, Rodentia, Sciuridae. The record is from RefSeq and is a predicted model, not a curated record.